UUGGGUUUGGGGUUUUGGAAACCUUUUCUAAAAGUCGAUCUCCUCGCUCCGCCGUAUUUCUGAAGUGUGAAGCAGUGGUGGAGGCUGGUUGUGAGCAGAGGGGUGCCAGCCAAAAUGCAGCUCCUUAUCAGAUGUAACGGGAGGAUUUUCCUGGCUAUUUGUUUAAUCCUCUUUGUGGGAUACACAGCACAAGGUGCUCCGAUGCAGAGGGCAAGGUACAAGAGGGUGAGGUGCCGCCCUGACGCGUGGUCCGCCAACUGCAUCGAGGAGAAGGGGCCCUGGUUUUACCUUCCCACUGGUGGAGCCAACAGGAUCCUUCCUCCCAUGGCAGACCCGUCCCUGAUGAGGCGAUACCAGGAGCUGGGUGACAUAUUCCCUCUCUCAGACGAGGAUUCCGGCUCCGGGUCCAACACCAUGGUGGGAGCAGAGCCAGCC
Molecule: messenger RNA, 435 nt
Organism: Empidonax traillii (willow flycatcher)
Lineage: Eukaryota; Metazoa; Chordata; Aves; Passeriformes; Tyrannidae
Gene: SRGN
Product: serglycin
Exons: 3
Source: RefSeq, a predicted model, not a curated record